This is a messenger RNA of Penicillium odoratum, 1029 nucleotides long. RefSeq names its product alpha/beta hydrolase. NCBI's taxonomy places the organism in Eukaryota, Fungi, Ascomycota, Eurotiomycetes, Eurotiales, Aspergillaceae. The transcript has a single exon. The record is from RefSeq and is a predicted model, not a curated record. The coding region runs from base 1 to 1029 and encodes 342 amino acids. Gene Ontology annotation, molecular function: hydrolase activity.
AUGAAGGCAAUUACAGGCAGCAUCACCGCACUCGGCCUGGCAAUGUCAGCCAUGGCGCAGAAUAUGUCAUACGGGGCCGACAACUUCUACCGCAGCAACAACGUGACAGUUCAACCAAUCAGUAUCCCAAGUAAGUAUAAGACGAUUGUCAGAGGCAACCUCUUCCAUCUCAAAUUUCUGAAUCACAGCGCAAACUGGCCAGCCGUCGUAGUCAGCCAUCCGAUGGGAGCUGUGAAAGAGCAGAGCGCGAACCUUUACGCCACGAAGCUGGCCGAGCAGGGUUUCGUCACAGUCUCUAUUGACGUCCCGUUCUGGGGUGCCAGCGAGGGUGAACCGCGAAACGCAGUGUCCCCAGAUCUCUACGCAGAGGCAUUUAGCGCGGCUGUCGAUUAUCUCGGCACCCUGGACUUCGUCGACCGCGAGCGCAUCGGUGGGCUCGGCAUAUACGGCAGUGGUUCCUUCGUGAUCAGUGCGGCGAAGCUCGAUCCGCGCCUGAAGGCCAUUGCUACGUCGAGCAUGUACAAUAUGGGCGCACUUGCUCGCGAUGGAAUACAACAUUCGCAGAGCGUUAAUCAGCUUAAGCAAACAAUCGCCGAGGCGGCCCAGCAACGCUGGAUCGAAGUCGAUGGCGGCGAGGUUCAGUACACAAGCGGCACACAAAAUCACCUCACCGCGAACUCUACGGCUAUCCAGCGUGAGUUCUACGACUAUUACCGCACCAAGCGUGGCGAAUUUACGCCCGUUGGCUCUACACCAGAGCUCACUACCCACCCUACGCUCUCCACAUUCACUAAAUUUGUGAACUUCUACCCCUUCAAUGGCAUCGAGACAAUCUCACCGCGCUCAUUGCUGUUCAUCUCGGGCGACCAGGCACACUCCCGCGAAUUCAGUGAAGAUGCCUUUUCGCGUGCUGGGGAGCCGAAGGAACUAUACUGGGUACCAGGUGCCGGUCAUGCCGACCUUUAUCAUCGCACCGAGCUUAUCCCGUUCCAAAAGCUCACCGAAUUCUUCCAAAAGAGCCUUGUCUGA